AACGUUCCCCCCUCUCAAAAACCCACGACCACCGCGGCACAGCGCACUGCUUCUCUCAAGUUGUCAUUAUCAACCGCCAAAAACCUGGAGGCCGGAGCUGCUCCCUGUUUCUCUCUCUCUCUCUGAGUGAUUAGGCUCCAAUGGCUUCAUUGGACGAAGAAACCGCAAAAAAACUCCUUCGUCAGGUGGAGUUCUACUUCAGCGACAGCAAUUUACCUCGAGAUGAUUUCCUUAUGAAGAAAGUCUCUCAAGGCAAAGAUGGCAUGGUUAGUUUGGGCCUUGUAUGCUCAUUCUCUAGAAUCAGAGCUUUUUUGGGACUGGGUAAAAUAAGACAAGAUGACAUUCCCUAUAGGGUGCUAAAAUCAGUUGCUGAGAUUCUACGGAAAUCGGAUUUUCUUAAAGUUUCUGAUGAUGGGAAAAAGGUGGGUAGGGUUAAGGAGCUGUCAAAGCCAGAAGAAGUUAUUCAGCAAAUGGAUGAAAGAACAAUUGCUGCCUCGCCUUUUCAGUAUGAUGUUACGAUGGAAAAUGUGGAAUCUUUCUUUGCUAAAUUUAGCAAGGUUAAUAGUGUGAGGCUUCCUCGUCAUGUGGCAGACAAAAGGGUUUUUUGUGGCACGGCUUUGAUUGAGUUUUCUACAGAUGCAGAUGUGAAAGAUAUCUUCAAGCAAACUUUAGUUUACGCUGGAGCCAUUUUAGAGUUAAAGCCAAAAAAUGAGUUUGAUUCUGAGAGAGCAAAAUUGACAGAGCAAAUUGGGAAAGACUGCUCAAAUCAUAAGAAUAAUGCCAGCACAACAUCCAACUAUCCCAAAGGUUCAAUGGUUGCAUUUUCACUGAAGAGGAAAUCAACUAGGAAACCAGUAAAAAAUGGAGGCAAUGUUGAGCAAGUUACUGACAGUGGAGGUGUUUGUAAAGAAGACAAGAAUUUGGACUCCAAUGUUCGUGUUGUUAAAGGGAUUGAAAAUGUCUCUGACGAUAUUUCAGAAAGCCCACUGAAGGAAACUUGCAAAACAGUUGAAAAGAGUUGUCAGAUUGUCUCUCAAGAAAUUGUAAAUAGUGAAAAUAGCAUUUUGAAGACUAAAAAUAAUUCCAAAGAGAUCAUUUCUGAAGAGAGCAAGGCAGAGGAUCUGCAAGAUGCUAUUUUCGGUGAUAGAGACCAAUCUUCUGAAAGAGUUUGUCAAGUGAGUAAUGAGAAAGUAACCAGGGGGGGAGGGUGCACUACUUUUGUCCAUGGAGAAAAGGACAUUCUCUUGUGUGAGGACCUAAAGGAUGUCUUCCAAAGGUUCGGUGCUGUUAAGUGUGUUGACUAUCAUGAGGGAGCAGCUUCAGGUUGCAUUCAUUUUCAAGAACCAGAAGGAGCUAUAAAAGCCUGUGCUGCUGCAGAAUUUAUUGAAGAAGGUCUCAUUGUGAAGAAUUUCUUUGUUUCAUUUGAAGCAGUUAUUGCUAAGACUGAAGAGGAGCACUGGAAUAUGCAUGAUCUUAAGGAGGAAGGUUGCCAGGAAAGUAGAGAUGAUAGAAAACGGAAACACAAAUCCAGUAAAUGUGGAGGACAAUCUGAAGGCAGAAGCUCCCACUUAAAAGAGAGGAAAGGCAAAUCUAAUAAAGGUGGAAGACGGUCUGAAGGCAGAAGCUCCCACUCAAAAGAAAAUGAUUAUCCAACCCAGCGGCCAACAAAAGCUCAGAAGGUCACAACUGUUUAGGAUUUUAAUGAGGUCUUAAAUUUUUAGAAAUCAUUGCCCAUGAAUGCAAUUUUGCAAACAGUUGUCGAUCAGUAGCACAAUUUAUCUUAAGAAAACAAAUUUAUGUCAGGCAUUUUGUCAAAGCAACUCCUGUAAGAUCAUACUUGACAUUUGAUGAAUGCUUAGAAGUCACUGCAUUAUAUGA
Messenger RNA from Hevea brasiliensis (rubber tree), 1878 nucleotides. RefSeq names its product la protein 1. The transcript has 10 exons. Lineage: Eukaryota; Viridiplantae; Streptophyta; Magnoliopsida; Malpighiales; Euphorbiaceae. Gene Ontology annotation, biological process: RNA processing. Bases 141 to 1694 code for a protein of 517 amino acids. Gene Ontology annotation, molecular function: mRNA binding. The record is from RefSeq and is a predicted model, not a curated record. Gene Ontology annotation, cellular component: nucleus.